GCUAAAGGGUUUUUAGGGUUUACAGAGUGCUUCCAAUUGGGGGAAGAAGAAGAGGAAAGCUAAAAAGGGAAAAUUUCAGUUGAAGGUAGCCAUGAAAGGAGGAGGAAGGAAGAAUUUGAAAAGGGCUAUUGAGGAAGACAAUUUUACCCUUGAACAAGGUCAAAGCAUUAUGCAAGUUGUCGACCUUCGAGGUUCCAAUCUUAUUCAAGUAAUGGAUGCUAAAGGUGAAAAUUCAUUAGCAAUAUUUCCAGCUAAAUUCCAGAAGAGCAUGUGGAUAAAACGAGGCAACUUUGUUGUGGUUGAUGAGAGCGGGCGAGAGGAAGCUAUUGAAUCAGGUAGAAAAGUGGGAUGUGUUGUUACGAAGGUACUCUAUUUUGAACAAGUUCGUGUGCUUCAGAAGUCUGCAGAAUGGCCAGAGAUUUUCAAAUCCAUAGCAGUAGAGAGCUCAAAGCAAGAUCUAGUGUCACAAAUCAAAGAAGAUGAAGACUCAAGUGAUGAUGAUGGACUUCCUCCAUUAGAAGCUAAUACAAACAGAGUAAAUCCUUUUCAGAUGGAGACGGAAUCUGAUUCAGAUACUGAUUCUUGAUCAUGGCAUUGUAACUGAUACCUUCUUUUUGUGGAUAAAUCGACUAAGAGUAAAAACUGUUGUGUCCGAAGGCUAAUUAAAUUUUGGAAUCUGUAAGAAGAUUAGUGACUUUGAUAUAGUUAAUAUGCUUAGCAAUUUGUAAAUUCCUUUCAAGUUU
This is a messenger RNA of Solanum tuberosum (potato), 743 nucleotides long. RefSeq names its product probable RNA-binding protein EIF1AD. The record is from RefSeq and is a predicted model, not a curated record. Gene Ontology annotation, biological process: translational initiation. The coding region runs from base 92 to 586 and encodes 164 amino acids. Gene Ontology annotation, cellular component: nucleus. Gene Ontology annotation, molecular function: translation initiation factor activity; RNA binding. The transcript has 4 exons. Lineage: Eukaryota; Viridiplantae; Streptophyta; Magnoliopsida; Solanales; Solanaceae.